AGUCUUGGGCACUGUGUUUCUCCUGAGUACGUCUGUGGCCAGGCUCAUGACCCUGGUGUCCCAGCAGUGUGGGCUUCCCGUCAGCUCCUUCAGACUGAGCUCUCCCACCGGCCUGCAACUCUACGACUGCAACCGGCUGCACGACUACGCCAUUGACCUGGGGGCUACUCUACGGUUGGACACCUGGGAUGGGUGGGCGGAGUUCCUCAGAGGCUGCUUCCUGGGACACAGACUGACCGUCCAACGACACCUGUCUAGGGAGAGACCUGUGAUGAGGUUCCAGCUCCGGGUGGCACUCUACAUCGCUGCUUCUCUGGGCCACCUGGACCUGGCCGGCUGGCUGCUGGAGAGGGGGGUGCGUGUCAUUGAGCCGGUGGGGGUUCACCCUUACCGUAAGUGGUGCCACCAGACGGCCCACCCCGACGUCGCCAAGUGUCCCGCUGUCGCCUCCAUCGAGCGCGGCCAGCUCACCAUCCUCAAACUCUUUAUCGCCAGCAGCGUUCUGACCCUUGCCUGUCGGGAUCCCCAGGGUCGUGACCCCCUGAGGAUCGCCCUUCAGUACGGCCACAGGGAGUGUGUGAGUCACCUGGCCACCAAGCUGUGCUCUGUGGUGGUCCUCCCAGGUAUGGCCCUGCCCAUGGGGACAUACCUCCAGACCCCCAUCAACUGCCCAUCUCAUGUAUCCUGCCCGCUCCGCGCCCUGGCAUCCCAGGAUAAACCUCUUCAACUACCGAAGCUCCACCCUGUGGCCACGAGUGAUGAAAGAGAGAAGAAGAGGGGAUGUGAGGAGGAUGAGAGUGGGGAUCAGAACAGCAACCAAUGGAGGAGCAGAGUCCCGCUCCCGCCCAUUUCCAGAGACACCAAUCUCAGACCUGUGUUUGCCUCGCCAAACUCUGCCCAGAUCCUCACCACCUCACUGGAGGCCUUUUCUCUCCACUGCGACCGCACACCCAGAGAAAACGCCAUAUACUGUUUGGCCUUGGCCAGGUUAAGGAACUUAUUUUAUUAUUAUUAUUAUUAUUUUUUACAGUGAACAAGAUGAGACUUUGGAACAGAUGAUGCCUGAAACAAUGCGGACGACUUAGAAUUUCGUUCCUUUGGAUGAUGCUUAUAGAUAUAGUCAGUACUGUGUUUGAUUUGUGUGCAGAAAGUUUACAACGGCAGGCAGUGGAUUCUCAGUCAUUCCUAUUCUCAAGUAACAAAAAACGUAUCAUAUUUCACUGGCUAUUUGUAGUAGCCAAAUGUGAAUGGAAUUAUUAUUAUU
Oncorhynchus masou masou (cherry salmon) is the source of this 1264-nucleotide messenger RNA. RefSeq names its product protein ANKUB1-like. Bases 47 to 1033 code for a protein of 328 amino acids. Lineage: Eukaryota; Metazoa; Chordata; Actinopteri; Salmoniformes; Salmonidae. The record is from RefSeq and is a predicted model, not a curated record. The transcript has 3 exons.